Messenger RNA from Melopsittacus undulatus (budgerigar), 834 nucleotides. Its product is annotated as histone H2B 1/2/3/4/6. Lineage: Eukaryota; Metazoa; Chordata; Aves; Psittaciformes; Psittaculidae. The transcript has a single exon. Gene Ontology annotation, molecular function: DNA binding; protein heterodimerization activity; structural constituent of chromatin. The record is from RefSeq and is a predicted model, not a curated record. Gene Ontology annotation, cellular component: nucleosome. Bases 123 to 503 code for a protein of 126 amino acids.
GCUCUCAGCCAAUAGAAACGAAGUCUUGAGGAAACCCUAAUUUGCAUACGGUCCCUAUAAAGGGCGGGCGCUGAUGCUUGUUUUGCGUUCUCUGCGAGAGCUGUUGUCUAGGUUUGAGGAAAAUGCCUGAGCCGGCGAAGUCAGCCCCUGCGCCCAAGAAAGGCUCUAAAAAGGCGGUGACUAAGACUCAGAAGAAAGGCGAUAAGAAGCGUAAGAAGAGCCGUAAGGAAAGCUACUCUAUCUACGUGUACAAGGUGCUGAAGCAGGUGCAUCCCGACACGGGCAUUUCCUCUAAGGCCAUGGGCAUCAUGAACUCCUUCGUGAACGACAUCUUCGAGCGCAUUGCUGGUGAGGCCUCGCGCUUGGCGCACUACAACAAGCGCUCCACCAUCACUUCUCGGGAGAUCCAGACGGCUGUGCGCCUCCUGCUGCCGGGUGAGCUCGCCAAGCAUGCCGUUUCCGAGGGUACCAAGGCCGUUACCAAGUACACCAGCUCCAAGUAGAGUGCCUCAGUCCGCCUAUUUUAACCCAAAGGCUCUUUUAAGAGCCACCUACAUUUUCAAUAAAUGAGCUGACUGAUUUUGUGCUGGUCCAAGCUGCUUGCUGGUAAGAGACGAGUAAUGGUGUGGAAACAACGUGGCUGUAGGGGAUUGGGGUAUAUUUAAUGCAUCCACAGUGUGUUCUAUGCCUGCGUCGGUGGAAGGCAGAACUUGUUAGGGAUCUACACCCCGGGGCCCUCUUCAUUUGUGCAUGUGGCUUGGGGGUUGCGUGUUAAGGGGAAAAUAUUGUAACAUUUCCUUUAAAAACCUGAAAUAAAGGUGUGUUCCUCUGCUC